Messenger RNA from Alexandromys fortis (reed vole), 3089 nucleotides. It is a transcript of the gene Lrrc73, whose product is annotated as leucine rich repeat containing 73. The transcript is spliced from 6 exons. The coding region runs from base 1412 to 2362 and encodes 316 amino acids. The record is from RefSeq and is a predicted model, not a curated record. Lineage: Eukaryota; Metazoa; Chordata; Mammalia; Rodentia; Cricetidae.
UUUGUUUGGGUUUUUUUGGAGGGGGGCGGGGAGAGCUAGGGAGAGUUCCAGACAAAGUCUCUUUAUGUAGAUUAGCUCUGUCUAUCCUGGAACUCACUCUGUAGACCAGGCUGGUUUUGAACUCACUAAGAUCUGCCUGCCUCUGUCUCCCAAGUGCUGGGAUUAUAGGUAUGUGCCACCACAGUCCAAUUUUUAGCUCACUUUUUUUUUUUUUUUUUUUUUUUUUUUGGUUUUUCGGGACAGGGUUUCUCUGUGGUUUUGGAGCCUGUCCUGGAACUAGCCCUUGUAGACCAGGCUGGUCUUGAACUCACAGAGAUCCGCCUGCCUCUGCCUCCCGAGUGCUGGGAUUAAAGGUGUGCGCCACCACCUCUCGGCUAGCUCACUUUUUUAAAAAGAAAAAAAAUGACACUUCUUCCUAUUACACUGCCCUGCUGCACAAAUGAAGCCCCCACUGCAAUCAGGGAUAAAAUUCGAUUUCGCUUUGCUCCAGUCACUUUACACAUCCCCACCCCACAGGGAUCCCCACAGCUUUGGGUUGAUGUGACACCCUUUGAUUUUGGCAGUCCCAUUCUCCUGGAUAUUUAAACGCCUUCAAGGCUGGUUCACCUGCCCUACCCUAGGGAUUCUGUCCUGCGCAGCCACAUUGACCGGGAAGUCCCCGUGGACCGGAAUCCCCACGCAUGCUACGCCUCGCGUCACUGGGUUAUGGGGGCGGGGCGGGGCACGGAUUAAAGGGCCUAGGGACUGAUUGUUUAGGGUGUUGGAGACGGUGCAGAAUCUCUGGAUUUAGACUUUAAGAAUGGAAAAGCACUGGAGAAUAAGUAAAAGAUGUCGAAAUGGCACCAAAGGCUGUCUCAACGUGACUUGCCUCCAUGCUGAAUCCCUCUACUCUUCACGCUGUCAGGCCCUCGGAUCCUAGUUCUUCGCCCUAAAACAAGCAUAGUGCGCCGGCCGCGUGGUUCAUACCGGGAGGGGCGGGACAAGAGCCAGUGACGCAACCGUUGCUAUAGGAACUCGCCGCCUGCUCCGGUGCAGCAGUCUAAGCUGAGCUGCAUCCCGCCCCGGCUGUCCCCCAAAGCCGUGCUGCCGGGCCCGGGGCCCGCAGAGCGGGCGCGGCCUCCAAAGCCGCGAGGGAAAGGACCAGCGCGGGCGGCUGCGGCUCUGUCCCCGGGCCGCCCCCGCCCCCGCGCCGCUCCUCCGCGUCUCCGCAUCCCGGGCCCGCGCCUGCUUUCGCUCCCGCCGCGGCCCGGGCUCGCUUCGUCCCCGCCACAGCCACGGACGCCUCCGCUCCGGCUGCGACCCCAACCGAGAUCGAGACCUCAGUCCCUGCCCCGCCCCAGACCGCAGUCGGGCCAACUUCUGCCCAGGCCGGGACACCGGUGCCAGCCCCCGAGGCCCAGUCGUGGGGACCAUGCUGCCCAGCUCCAUCCAGAUUUCCGGGGAGCCGCUGUCAGGCGCUGAGGUGCGGGACAUCUGCCGCGGCCUGCGCGACAACGCGGUGCGCCUGCUCUCGCUGCGCGGUUGUCGCCUGUGUGACCGCGACUUCGGACGCAUCUGCCGGGCCCUAGCUGGAGCCACAUCCCUGGCGCAGCUCAACCUUAACCUGGGCGUCGUGUCCAGCCCCAGCCGCAUCAAGCAGCUGGCGGAAGCGCUACGGACCAACCGCUCCAUCCAGUCCCUCUUCCUGCACGGGAGCCCGCUGACGGAUGCGGGACUGGCCUUGCUGAACCCUGCCCUGGCUCUCCACCCUGCCCUGGUGGCUCUUGACCUGGGAGACUGCAUGCUGGGUGAUGAAGCCAUCAACCUCAUCUGUGGCCUCCUCCCUCCAGACGGGGCCAAGUCUGGUUUGAAGGAGCUAACACUGAGUGCCAACCCUGGCAUCACCCCUAAGGGCUGGAGCCGCCUCGCCAUUGCUGUGGCCCACAGCUCCCAAGUCCGCGUCCUCAACCUGGACUACAACCCCCUGGGUGACCAUGUGGCAGGGAUGCUGGCUGUAGCUGUGGCCUCAAGCCGUACCCUCGAAGUCCUAGACUUGGAGGGCACAGGGCUCACCAACCAGUCAGCUCAGACCCUACUGGACAUGGUAGAAAAUUACCCAACUGCUUUGCGGAGCCUGGUGUUGGCUGAGAACAGCAUUAGCCCAGAGCUGCAGCAGCAGAUCUGUGACCUUCUCUCUGAGGGGGAAGAAGAGGAAGACGGAGCAGGAGGGGCUGUCGACACCCAGGAGUGGGGGAGAGGCCGGGAGCCUACUCCCCACCAGAGGGGUGGCAGCUCCUGGAUGUGCCCCAGCGAUCCCAGCUCUCAGAUGGUGCUAAUGACAUCAGGACUAGGGGACAGUCUGUUAGCAGAGACCGAGAUGUGACUCUCCACGUGGGCUUCUGCGCAUCAUUGCAUUUGUAUGUGUCCCCACUACCUUCUUCCACAUGGCAGGGCAAGGUCCUGGCUGGGGCUCUGGCAGCUCCUGGCAGUGGUGGGAGGCUCUGAAGCUGUCACUGGGCAACAGCCUUGGGGGAUGGGGUGGGGAUGGGACUUGGACCCAGGGUACUGAACUUUGAACUUGGCAGCUCUGGCUGCAACCCGCUGGCUCGGAACAGAUUUUAUAAACUGCACAACCUGGCUUGUAGCUGUAGUCACUGGGGGAUGACCAGUGGGAGGGACUGGCAGUACCACUAAUCAGUGUUAGGGGGAUAUCACUCUACAGCUCCGACUCUAAGAGGUCAGCCUAGGUCUAGGACCUAGGGGUCCUGGGAGUUCAGACGCCUGAAGAUAACUGGAGCAAGAAGCUGAGCUGAACUGUAUCCUCCUUCUACAGGGAAGCUUAAUAUUAGCCCCGCUGUUAUCUGACACCUCCUCCUCAUGCCUGGGCCAAGGGAAGCCAGGUAGAACAGGCUAAAGGGAGUCUCUGGAAAAGACUAGGAGAAGUUGGAUGAGAAAUACUUAAGUGUUGGACAGGUGUUCAGCAGUUAACACUUGACCCCAGUUCCAGAGUACCAAGCCUCUGGCCUCUGUGGCCACCUGCAUGCACGUCUGCACACAUGCGUGCGCACACACAAACACUCAAAAAAUGUUAGCUAGGCAUGGUAGGUCAC